Molecule: messenger RNA, 2245 nt
Organism: Stegodyphus dumicola
Lineage: Eukaryota; Metazoa; Arthropoda; Arachnida; Araneae; Eresidae
Source: RefSeq, a predicted model, not a curated record
AUAACAAUAUUUCUAUUAAAUUUUAGGUCACGAACAAGUUGCAAAGGGAAUACGACUUAAAGAUAAAAGAUCUACAAAACUCCCUAGAGCAGCUGAAAAAGCAAUUGAAAACUAGCGAGGAUACUAUAUCGAAGCUUGAGCGUGAGAAAACAGAACUCCAAAAGAAACAGCAAACUCUGUUGGACAAAGACAAGGAAGCGUUGGAGAAGACAGCCCAAGAACUAUCCAAGAUGAGAACCAAGUUAUCCGAGAUGCAAGCGUCUCAAGACGAAGUCAAAAAUGAAAACAAAAAGCUCAAGCAGGAUCUGAAAGAGAGCAAGCAAGAAUUGAAUAAAGCCAAGCAAGAGUUAGCUAAGAAACAAGAAAGUGAAAAACCAAAAAUGAACGUGGAAAUGUUAAAGCAAAAGCUAGCACAAUCAGAAGCUUUGUGCGAAGAGCUUAUGGAAGAAAACGAAGAAAUUAAGAAAGAAGUGAGAGAUUUAGAACAAGAGCUUGAAGAACUUCAUGACAAUUUUCGAGAAGAUCAAGCAUCCGAAUUUCGCGGUCUCAAAAAAGAACUCGAAACUGCCACCAAAAACUGUCGGGUAUUGCAGUUCAAGCUCAGAAAAGCGGAAAAGAAAUGUGAACUCCUGGAACUUGACAGACACAGUUUGGAAGAUAAGGUUCGAGAAUACCAAGCCGCUGUUCGUCAAGACGUCGACCGCAGUAAAUUCAAAGAGUUGGAGAAGGAGUUGAAUUUAGCGCGAAAUUUAUCAACCACGCUGAACAAGGAGAUUGUUGAAUUGAAGGAGGCUCUUCUGAGAGCGGAAACGGAGAAUGAAGCGUUACGUCAGCAACAGGGUGGUGGAACGAGAAGCGCAACGCCUACGUCACAGAGCCGGUUAUCUCCAGUGGUGAAGGAAAGCAUUCUGGGUAAGGACUAUGAGACCCUCAGUCAUGAGCUGUACGACACAAUGGAAAGAGAAAGUGACUUGCGAGAGCAGUUGAAGUUCAGCGAGGAAGAGGCAAAACAGGCCAGGAGAAAGAUCAUAGCACUGGAGCAAGAGAACGAAACGCUCAUGAUGCAAAUCAAAAAACUGACGAGCAUCGUUAGCAGCAAGAAAGGCAGCAAAGACGAAGAUGCUGAAGAAGAGGAAAUAUCAGCGGAAAAUCUUAAAAUUCAGCUGGAUCUGAUGGAGCAAGAAAUGGCGGUGCUUCGAAGGAAGCUGGACGACACUGAAAAAGAGAACGAAAACCUGCAAUCUGAGGUGAAAUAUCUGCAAGAGAAGGUUAUAAAUCAACCAUUGAUUGAGCUACCAGAACUUCCGAAGGAUGCCGGAAGUCCGAACGCUUAUUGGGAGCACAAAGUCCGGCUACAAGAAUACGAGAUACGUGAAACUAGAAAGAAAUUGAUAGAGAAAGACAGAGAAAUUGAAAGGCUCAAUACGGAGGUGGAGAUCUACAGAAAGAAGGCGUCUAAAAUGAUGGUCAGGAGUAGGUCCCUGGACAGCGACAUCCAGGUAGAUCUGAAGAGGCAACUGCAAUUGGUUGAGCAAGAAGCCAACAUACUCAGGCAGAAGGUGAACAGUCUGGAGACGGAAAACGAGAAGCUUAAUAUAGAAAACAAGCGCAUGACUUUGAGGCUUAGCAAGAAACCACCACCUUCUUCCGUAGACAUUCUGCAAAUGGACAACAUGGAAUUGAAGCAGAAGUUGGAAGAACAGCAAAGGAAAAUGGAAGCUAUGAAAGAAGAACUGGAGAAAGCUACGGCUGAAAAUCCUGUUGCCAUUAUUCAGGACUAUAAACCAAGGAGGGAAAGUCUAACAUCCUUGAUCUCGGACAGCGAGAAUGAUCUCAUUGCGACCCUGAAGAAACGCUUGAAGAGCAAAGAGGAUGAACAUCAAGCCAUUCAGAACAAAGCCAUGCAACUGGAGAUCGAAAACAGCCGUCUCAACAGAGAAUAUAGGAAAUUGAAGGAUAGCCUUUCUUCCAAGAAAAAGCCCGCCAAAGCCAUCAGGGACUCAGCUACCAGGCAAGAACUCAGAGAACUUGUCAGCGAGCUGCAGGAUGAAAUAAGCGAGUUGCAGGUCAACUUGCGAAGCCGCGAGGUUGUGCAAGAAGGUUUGGAAGAGGAGCUGGAAAAGGCGAGAAAAGAACUGAGGGAGACCGUUAAGGAACUGAAGCAGAAAGAGGAGAAAUUGCAACUGGAUCUGGAUAAAGGAAAGAUCGAGCAAGAAAACUUACGCAAAGAAAUCGACCUGCACAA